This is a messenger RNA of Dromaius novaehollandiae (emu), 4652 nucleotides long. RefSeq names its product DnaJ heat shock protein family (Hsp40) member B9 (gene DNAJB9). The transcript is spliced from 3 exons. The record is from RefSeq and is a predicted model, not a curated record. Gene Ontology annotation, molecular function: protein-folding chaperone binding; misfolded protein binding. Gene Ontology annotation, cellular component: endoplasmic reticulum. Lineage: Eukaryota; Metazoa; Chordata; Aves; Casuariiformes; Dromaiidae. Bases 193 to 840 code for a protein of 215 amino acids.
AACAGUCGUCCGCGUGCGCCCCGGCCGCUGCGUCACGUGGGGGCUGGCGGGCCAAUGGCGCAGCGCUUCGUGUAGGAAUCGCCGUUGGCUGUGGGGGCCUGCGCGCUUGUGGCCGUUGGGAGGGAGCGGCGCGAGUGGAGCGCUGAGGGGAGGCGGCCUCGGCGGCGGCGGGUCGGGUCGGGAACCACAGACAUGGCAACUACGCAGUCUGUCUUCACAUUUGCUCUCUGCAUUUUAAUGAUAACUGAAUUAAUACUGGCUACAGAGAGCUAUUAUGAUAUCCUAGGAGUUCCAAAAAAUGCAUCUGACCGCCAGAUCAAGAAGGCAUUUCACAAGCUGGCUAUGAAAUACCACCCAGACAAAAAUAAGAGUCCUGGUGCAGAAGCAAAAUUUAGAGAAAUUGCUGAAGCAUAUGAAACAUUAUCAGAUGAGAAUAAACGAAGAGAAUAUGAUCAGUUUGGCCGUCACGGAGGACAGGGAAGUAAUGGAAGCCCUUUCCAUCAGUCAUUUAAUUUCAACUUUGACGAUUUGUUCAAAGACUUUGACCUAUUUAGUCAAAACUCACGGUCAAAAAAGCACUUUGAAAGUCACUUCCGAAGUCAUCGGGAAGCUCACAAUCGACAAAGACGUUCUUUCCAGGAAUUCUCCUUUGGAAGUGGACUGUUUGAUGAUGUGUUUGAAAAUAUGGAAAAAAUGUUUUCUUUUAGUGACUUUGAAAAUGCACACCGACAUGCAGUGCGAACUGAUAACAGGUUUCAUGGAUCUAGCAAGCACUGUAGGACUGUCACUCAGCGACGAGGAAACAUGGUUACUACUUAUACGGACUGUUCAGGACAAUAAUGUUUCUUUUCUGUUUUCCUCUCUUCUCAUUUCAACAUCUUCAUAAUCUUGGUUUUGUGCUAAUAUGGAGAAAUUUCUUUAAGCUGUCCGUUCUAAAAAAAACACUUAACAUUACUAGUAUAAAGAAAUUUUAGAUAAAACUAAUUCUUCUAAUGGAAACAACAUGCAGUUGGGAAAUAAAUGUCUUGAAAGCUACUUAGAAUGGGAAGGGGAGAGAAGUGAUCUCAUGUGACAGAAAAUAAAUAUAUAUAUUUCAGUUUAGUAAACACUUUCCGUAAAUUUGAACUUCAACACAUGAUACAUUUUUAAUUUUAGAAAUGUAAUAUAAACUCUUUUACUUAUAUAUGCCAAUUCAGGACUGUUUGAGUUAGUGGUGCAUGAAUUUCAGCAGAGGAGAAAGGAGUUGCUUUAUUCUGAAGUGUUGCUUUUUUUUUAAAUGUAUUUCUAAGUUCUCACUUGCAGUUUUCACCUGAUAUGGGCUUACUGUGUGACUUAUCUUAAUUUGCACAAAAUAGAAGUGGAAGUGUGACUUGUGUGGGUCUCAAUUUGAAUACUCUGUCCAGUGUUGCAAACGUGUUAAAAAUAAAACCCAUUUUUUUAAAAAUUGGGUAGUAAUAAGAGGGAGUAUGUUAAGAUUGUGCUUCACCUAGAAAGUACUGUAGUAGUCGCUUAUAUUUCCAGGUAGCCUUACAUAGGCUUCUAAAGAUUUUAGGAUGUGAAUAGCACUUGAAUACUUUAAGGCUAUUCAUGGAUGCAAGUUUGCAUGCACACAAGGUCUUUCCUUUCAUCUUCUUUUUUUUUUUCCUUAAUACAAAUUUCUUUUUAACCAAAUUUGAAAGAGCAGACUGAAUAUACUCUUGUUUUAUGCUUAUUAUAUUACCACAUGUGAAAUGUAUUUUCCAUAGCUCAGUUUAUUGAACUUAAAUACUCCUCAGUGCUCUGGUGAACUUAAACAAGAUAAGCUUAGCUCCAGAUGCAUAGUGUUUCUGGAAGUUUCUAAAUAAGGAAUAAAUAUAUUGUGUUUAGAAUGACAGACUUAUUACCCGUCAGCAGGAAUUUUUCAGCUUUGUAAUUUGAAAGGUAAGCUCUUAGUGUAAAUACAGAGUAAAACUGAAAACUACAAUUGUAUUCAUCUAAUUCUUUGUGGUACUGGAAUUUGAUAAUAGAGAUAAUACUAAUGGGUAACAAUUUUGGAACUGUGGAAAUCCAUAGCCAGUAUAAACUACUUAAAAGAGAUGAAAAAAGUGAUAUUUUAAUUGAUGUCAAUCUGAAAGUUCUGCUUUAUUUCUUAACUAGUAAUAUAGGUCUAGUAUAUUAAACUGGUUUCUUUCAAUAAGAUUGCUAUCACCCUCAAACAGGGAUUUCCCUGCAGAAUUCAGAGGUAAGAGUUUACCUUUCAAAUGGAUUGCAUGAGCAAAAUGAGCAUCUUAAACAGCAGUGUUUUCAAUAGGCUUUGAUUUCUUAAAAUCUUUAUCAGAAAGAGAUUUAACCCUUUACCUCUCAGACUGAUAUUGAAAGCUGCCUGUUUGUUAGUAACUUUAACCUUCCCCACAAGGGUAUGUAUUAUUACUUGUUCAGUUUUCACUCACUAAAUACUUAGAAUGGAUUGUUGCAUUAUAUUAAGUGCUUUUCCUUUCCAUGUUCUUCUUUAUUUAUUAAUAGACUAAUACCUCAUAUGUGGUCUUUAUAAAAAGCCAAUAAUUUGUGCAACAUUAUCGGAAUGUGCAAUAUUCUUAUAGUGGGAAAAGUGCUGGGGUAUGUGUAUGUUUCUUGUUUCCACCUAUUUUCAGUGCAAGUCAAGAUUUUAGUUUCUUGCAUAUAAUUAAUAUAUGACUCAACUUAAACAUAUAAUUCAUGUAGAUUUCUGCAAUUUUUUCUUUAAUGUGCUCUAUCAGUCCCAUGCAUGAAUCAGUCUGCCUGAUUCAUACCACAUGGGCAUCCAAGUGAACAAAUUAUUAUCUUCAAGCUCUGAAUUACUUUAUCUCACAAAAAUCAAUUUUUUUUUCUUUUGGUUAAGAGGAGGCUUCAGUAUCCAUUUGAGAAAAAUUGUUCACACUGAUAAGUAAAGACUUACCAUGGAAGGAUGUGGCCUUUAAUAUUAAACGCAAGAGUAUCAGUGAGUCAUCUUUAGAGAUGAUAAGUGCUGAAACUUAGAAGUGCAAGGCAACCCUACAAGCAGGAUGGGAAGGUAAAAUAUUAAUCUCUUAGUCUGGGGAAUGUUUUAACUGUUAAAAAAAAAUUCUCCAGAAACAACAGAGUUGGAGCCAUUCUUAAGCGUGGGUGAAGGAAGAUUUAUAGUCCUUACUAGAAACAAGCUACUCAUCUCCCCUAAGGGUAGUUUUCUCUCGUUGUGAACUUGGGUCUUUUCUGCAAGAGAAGUCUAUGUGCAUAAUCCUGAAUUAGAGGAAUAGGAACUAAAAUGAGUUCUAAAAAUUGCAAAAAACACAACCACCCCCCAAAUUUAAGUCCAUUUUUAGUGGGUGAGUGAGUGCAUUGACUUUCAGAGUUAAUUUUAGGUGAAGAUCAGGGUCCUUGGCUGCUUCUAGGUUAGCUUCUCAUUAAGGAUGUCCAAAACUUUAUUAAUACAAAGUAUGCUUGUUUUCCUUUUUAAAGUUAAAGUAUGAAACUAUGAAUAAAAUGACAGGAUUGCUUGUUUUCUAGCUAAUUGACUUUUAGCUGAAGGAAUGCAGGCAGCUAUUUGCCGUCAGCGUUUUUUAAUUCCAUCAGAAUACAAGCUUGCAAAACAUGUUGCACUUCUUGCUUAUUCAGAGCUCUUGCACAUUCUUUUCCUGUUUAUUGUGUGUGCUUCAUGACAGGCUCUUUAACGGAAGUCCUGAUACAACCAUAUGACACCCCGACUUCUGAAGUUUCUCAGGUUUUUGGGUUGAAUCUUGUCAUCCUUGAUUUCCAUAUCUUGUGAAAAGACCCAGCAGAAGCUAUUUUUUUAUUGGAGGGUGGAAAAUACAAUUCUUUCUAAUUUCUUGAAAGAUAUGUAUGCAUACAUAACUCAAAUGCUUGAAUUCCUAAAACUUCAUGAAAGAUGAGUGCUUUACUUACAUGUUGGGUUUUUUCCAUUUUUACUUUUGAAACAGUUGAUAUCUAGUAGAGAUGAAACUACUGUAAACUUAAUUAGGGUGCCAUUACAUUAAAUCUGUGAAAAUGUUCAUGUUUCAUUUUAUUUUAUUAUUUUUUAAGGUGGUCUCAAGCACUUGUAUUUUAUAGACCACCACAUUUUCCCUGGAAGAAUCUAUGGGAUUAUGGAGAGGGGGAAGACAGGAGUGGAGUUGAAAAAGAAUAAAUUAAUUUUCCCUGGUCUCUUAACAGAGAAAGAGACAUGAGGAAUCAGUUGGAGUUUAGGGAUUAUGCAUAUAAACUAAGCAGCCAAAAAAAGUCUGUGCAUAAAGGCCUUGGGAACUGCUGCAUUUCUCCUUGCUGCCUGUGCUCUGUCUACCCCUCUAAGGUGUGUAACAGCAGUGUGACUAACAGUAAUUGGUUUGGAUUCCCACUGGAAAGUGCAGAUUCUGAAGUCAAGGUUUGGAUGUUGCCGUGCUGAUUCAAGAGUUGACCUUAUGACUCUGCUGGUAACUUCUUGCUCCUCCUAAGAAGGAGGAGAAUCUGAAAGUGUCAGGAUUCAGUAUGUCUCUUCAUCAGAUUGUCUGUCAUUAGAACCUGCUUUCCUGGAACCUAAGCAAAUUUUCCAUCUUAACAAUGCAAAAACAAAUUUUGUGUACUAAAUAUGUUAGACCUAAUGGCAGAUCUGUGUCAGGAAUGUCUAUUAAGAGUUUGACUGUGCAAUAAAAAACUUUAUUAUA